GGGCUGUGUUGCCGAAGGGAAUUGUCCUUGAGCUAUGAGUAGGGCGACUGGCCCCGGGGCCUUAUCCAGGCAGAGCCGGAGCGAGUUAGCGGCUAAGGUGCCUGGUCGCUGGGUAGGGCCCAGUCGGUCGGGGUGGCCGUGGGGAAGAAGAUGGGGUACAGGGGCAUCCCGAAGGUGUGGAGCUAGGCGCAGGGCGAGGGCUUCGAUCAGGAAAACGCGCCGUAAGAGUGCAGAAAGGCUACAAGACUGUCCGCGACCAUGGGGGAAGAGGCAGGCUGCGGAGACUGCCGACGCGGCUGGGGAGAACGAGACUUUGGGGACGUCUGGGGUUGUAGGCUCCAUUGAGGCUGCAAGGGAUCCCAAGGCUGUGUGGGUGAAUGGGGCUGUGGGAGAACCUGAGGUGGUGGGGCCUGCUGGGUCUGUGUGGGUUACUAGAUCUGAGGAAGAGGAGGCAGGCGAUGGCAAUCCCCAGGGCUGUGAAAGAAAAGGUCGCCCAGGGGCGAUAGGGCAUGAGAGCAUUCUGGAACUGUGGUUGAAAGUACAGGCUAUGAGGGCAGCUUCGGGAUGUGGGGAAAGAAGUAGAGUGGAACUCCAUCCUAUGCCUGCAGAAGAAGGGCCAGUGGAAAGGGGCAUCCCUGGCCGGGCCUCCUGGAUAGAGACAAGCCGAGGCGGAAUCACGGGACCAUGGGUGAGAGGACAGGCUAGGGCAUUUCCCCAGGUCUCAGGACUGUCCAUACCCACGGGGUUAGGGCUAGGUUGUGAGACAGCCUCAGGCUCCUGUGGGCACAGACAGGCUGGGAACGUGCCUCCUCCUGUGGUUGCUCCUGGAGCUGUGGAAGUGUUAGGCAGUGCACUUAACUCAAGUCCGUGGGAAAGACCACAGGUUGUAGGGAAGCCUGAAGCUGUGGAGAUGAAGAUGGGCUGUGAGACUGCUCCAGAUCAGUUGGGGAGAGGACAGUCAGUGCAAGUUCCUGGAGCUGCGGGGCAAGAGGCCUUCUAUGGUCCUACCCCAGGCUUAUGGAGGAGGGGGCAGGCUGCAGAGAACCUUGAUGCUGUGAUGGUACCCAGAGCUGUGGUGGAGGAAACUGCAUCUGUGUGUGCCCCAGACAUGUGGCAGAGGAGACAAGAGGUAGAAGGUAUAAGCUCUGAAGGUCUCCCUGGCGUGCGGGGCACAGGACAGCUUGUAGGGGUGCCUUGUGCUACUACUAAAGAGGAAACUAGAUGUGGUGAUCUAGGAUUCAGGGAAAAAGGACAAGAUAUGUGUGUAGAGAUGGGUUCUGGCGGUGACCCAGUGUUGUGGGCAGCUGCACAGUCUGUAGAGCCAUCUGGUCCUGGGGAGCAGGAGGCAAGUUCUCAGCAGGUACCCCAGGGCCUGUGGGGUGUAGAACAGGCCAUGGAGAUACCCAGGUCUCUGGGGAAGGAGACAGACUAUAUGAAUGUUCCCGGGCUGUGGGGAACAGGACAGCUGCCAGGGGUGUCCCAGGCUGUAGUGGUACCUGAAACCAGGGGUGAAGGUACAAGCUAUGGUGGUGUCCCAGACCUGUGGGAGAGGCAACAGGUUCUGAGAACUCCUCUGGCUGAGGCGGUGGAAGAGCCACACAGUGCGAAUGUCCUGAGCCUGUGGGAAAGGAGGCAGGCCAUGGGGGAGCAGGAAUCUCUGGUGCCUGGAGCUUUAGGGGCAGCUGGGCCUAUGGAUGAAGAGGCAGGCUAUGGGGUUGUCUCAUGUCUGUGUGAGAGAAGGCGGGCCCUUGGAGUGUCUGAGGCAGUGGGGAUGCUCAAGGCAGCAGAUGUGGCCAGGCACAGGUCUUCCCCAGCAAGAGUACCCACAGCUCUGGGUGCACCUAGAUCUGGAAGGGUGCCUGCCGCUGUGUGGGUGUCUGGCCCCAUGUGUCAGGAGAGCAGCUCUAGAGAUGUUUUGAACCCGUGGGAAAGAGCUCAUGGUGUCAGAGUACCUGGGGAUUCAGGGGGUGUCAUGGCUUCUGAGGAGCUGUGGUCUGUGGGAGAGGAUAAUGAUUCUGGAGCUUUCCCAGGUCCCUGGGGAAGGAGACAAGCUCUCAGGGUUCCAGCAACUCUUGAGGCACCUGGUCCUAUGGAAGUAGCAAGUGACUCUGGGGAUUUCUCAGGCUCGCCAGAAAGGAGACACGUUGUAAGAAUACCUGUGACUGUGGGGGUAUUCCCAGCUGGUGGGAGACGUGUGGUUCCCAGGACACCUAGGCCUGGGUGGGAAGAAACUGGAUCUGGAAGUGGCUCAGACUUGUGUGGGGAGAGACAGGCAGACACCAAGAGUUCCACAAGGAUGGGGGUGUCCGCUUCCAGGAUGCUUGGGCCCGAAGGGGAGAGGACUGGUUCUGGGUACAUGUCAGCCUUGUCAGGAAGCAGGCAGACUACAGGGAUAUCUGUGGCUGUGGGACAGUCUGAGCCCAUGGUGGAGGAGACACUCUCUGAGGGUCUCUUGGGUUUAUCAGGAAAAAGGCAGAUUGCUGGGAUGCCUGUGGCUGCUAGACUUUCCAUGGCCCCAGGAGUGCCCACAGCUUCUAGGAUCCAUAGGCCCCAGAUGGUGAGGGAGAGCACCUUUGGGGAUGGCCCAGGCACAUUGAGAGGGAGACAAGUCACUGAGGCUCCCGCUGUUGCCAAGGAUCCUGGAUCUGUGGAGUGGGAGACAGGCUCCGAAGAUGUCUCAGGCCUAUGGAGAAGGAGGCACGAUGGACCCUUCCCCGAGGCUUCAAGAGUGCCAGUGCCACUGGGGAGGGUUGAAGCUUUAGGAAUUCCUGUUGUAGGGUGUGUGCCUGCUUCAGUGGGGGUGACUGGGUCUUCAGGAGAAGAAGGAGAUAUGGGUAUCUCAGGCCUGAGCACAGUGAGCAGACAGUACACAGAGAGAGCUGAGCCUUCAGGGGAGCAGACAGGAGAGUACUGUGUUGUGGGAAAUUGAAGAGCAAGACAAGGCCCUUAACCCUCAAAGAACCUCGUCUCACUGGCAAGAUGAGACAUAUUCCUGUGA
Fukomys damarensis (Damara mole-rat) is the source of this 2998-nucleotide messenger RNA. RefSeq names its product collagen alpha-1(II) chain-like. The transcript is spliced from 2 exons. The record is from RefSeq and is a predicted model, not a curated record. The coding region runs from base 35 to 2929 and encodes 964 amino acids. NCBI's taxonomy places the organism in Eukaryota, Metazoa, Chordata, Mammalia, Rodentia, Bathyergidae.